AUGGACGUCGACACAUUGAAGGGAGACCAAACAGCCCACCUGGAGGUUUCUCCUAAAGUUACACAAGAUGAAGUCACAUUUGAGGGUUUAACUGCAGAUGAGACGAUCAAGCUUGAAAAAGGGCUUGUCAGAAAAAUUGACUUGCACCUAAUUUCAUCGUUAUGUCUUCUCUUCAUAUUCAAUAUUCUAGAUCGCUCCAAUAUUUCAAACGCCAGAUUAGGAGGUAUGCAAAGUGACCUGGGUCUUAGUGACACCCAGUAUCAAACUGCAGUUGCGAUUAUGUUCGCUGGUUAUUUGCUAGGACAAGUUCCCAGCAAUAUUAUUUUGACACGCGUCAAACCCUCCCAAUAUAUCCCCAUUGCAAUUUUUAUUUGGGGUGGAAUCUCGAUGUGUGCAGCAGCCACUCAUAAUUUUGCUGGAAUUAUGGUCGUGCGGGUUCUGCUUGGGUUCGCAGAGUCUCCAUUUUUCCCCGGUGCUCUUCUCUUGGUUAGUUCCUGGUAUAAGCCACAGGAGAUUGCCCCGCGUGUUGCAGUUUUGUAUUGUGGAAAUACCAUUGCGAAUGGAUUUGGUGGUCUCCUUGCUGCUGGUAUUCUUGAUGGGCUUGACGGGGCGUCUGGCUUGGCAGGUUGGAGAUGGCUUUUCAUAAUUGAAGGUGCAGGUACAAUGGUAGCAGGAAUUCUUGCGGUCUUACUUCUACCUGAUUUUCCUAAUUCGGGGAAACGUCGUUGGCUUUCCGAUCAAGAGCAACGCUUUGCUGAAUGGCGCUUGGCUCAGGCAGCAAAUUUUGAGGUGGAUGAGAACGGCGACGUCAAAGAAGCGCUUAUUGAUGCUCUGACGGAUCCCAAGGCAUGGAUGCUUAUCCUGAUUCAAAUAUGUCAGCUGACUUCGCAAACAUGGACCUACUUCUUUCCUUCAAUUGUGAAAACCCUGGGGUUCGACAAUACUGUGACAUUGCUUAUUACCGCCCCUGUAUACGUUUUUGGAUUUAUCACGUCUCUAGGCAACUCAUUCAUUGCAACAUACACCAACCAACGGGCCAGCUUGAUUGUUUGGCCCCUAUUGGUAGAUAUCAUCGGAAACGUGAUGGUUAUCACUACACGUUCCACCGCCCCAAGAUAUGUCGGGAUGUUUUUAAUGUGUGCGGGUUCAUACUCUGCAUUCAACGUGGUACAAGCUUGGAUCGCUAGUACAGUUCCAAGAACUCGCACUAAGCGAGCCAUUGUAUACGCUUUGGUCAAUUUGUUUGGCAACUCGUCCAACAUCUAUGGUUCUUAUUUCUUUCCUAGCUCUGAUGCUCCUCAGUAUCGAAUGGGCGGAAUAAUUUUAUCUUCUUUCGCGGCUGCGGGAAUGGUUCUAGCAACUGUGUUAGGGCUUUGGUUACGCCAGUUAAACAAACAGGCGAUCAAGCAAGAGGGCAGAGAUGGCCAGCGUCGGUACAAAUACCUGUGGUAA
This is a messenger RNA of Penicillium macrosclerotiorum, 1452 nucleotides long. RefSeq names its product MFS general substrate transporter. Gene Ontology annotation, biological process: transmembrane transport. Gene Ontology annotation, cellular component: membrane. The transcript is spliced from 6 exons. Lineage: Eukaryota; Fungi; Ascomycota; Eurotiomycetes; Eurotiales; Aspergillaceae. The record is from RefSeq and is a predicted model, not a curated record. Gene Ontology annotation, molecular function: transmembrane transporter activity. Bases 1 to 1452 code for a protein of 483 amino acids.